This is a messenger RNA of Caenorhabditis bovis, 1173 nucleotides long. Lineage: Eukaryota; Metazoa; Nematoda; Chromadorea; Rhabditida; Rhabditidae. The record is from the annotation of a GenBank genome assembly.
AUGUCGUUGUUCGCGAAAUACACGAAAUUUGGCAAUGGCGCGCCGACGACGACGACGACAGCGACGUCGUCGUACUUCAAUGAGAACAACAUCACGCAUCGGAAGAAGCUGUCGGCGGUCUCGCGAUCGAUGACAGGCGAUGAUGCUGUUGUGACGGCGUCGCCGCGAAAUUGCUACCAACGAUCGACAGUAUCGCCGUUGCGCACUCGAACGGCUUCAAUGGAUGAGAGCGAUGGAGCGCGAUUGUCGCAGAUAAGGCGUAUCGAUGAUAACGACGAACCACAUGAGGCUCUUGAGGCGCUUCCGACUUCUUCCACCGGCGCGAAGAAGACGCGUCCGUCGACCUCGUCGCUGACAUCGAUGUUCCGCAAUCGCGCUGGUUCGCCGAUGGACAAAUUCCGGAAAAUUAUUUCAAGAUCGUCGUCGUCGAAAGCGGCACUUCAGAAAUCGGAGAGCGAAUUCCGCGAAAUUGAGAAAUCGCUGAACGAGGAGAUCGAUCGCCUCAAAGAUGAGCUCAAAUUCACGCGUGUUCAAUUGAAUAAGGCGAACACGCUCAUUGAAAAAUCGCAGAAAAUCGUGAAAUCUGAAGAAUGUCAAGUUAAUAUUGUCAAAGAUUCGAACGAAGUUGGCACGAUGACUGAUGAGACGGCGGAAUGCGAAAUUCGAAAGACGGAUAAAGAAAAUGUGAAUCCCUCAAAAACACCGGAAAUCAUUUGUCUCGACGAGGAGAAUAAUGUCAAGGCGGAACUCAAACAAGCGUUGAUGAAGCUUGAGGAAGAACGACGAGAGCACAAGGCGGUUUAUCGCGAUUUCCUCACCGUCGUCCGACUUGCCGAACGCCAACGCGAAGACGCCGAGUCGCGUUUGGAAGCGAUUAUGCGAUCAUCGGGCGAUGACGAGGAUUGGAGUGUUCUGAUGGCGCAACACCGUCACACGCUUCGCAGAAACGCGCUUCUGAUGUGGGCGCAGAAGAAGCUGGCACCCUAUGAGCAGCAUGACUUUCCCGAUGACGAUCCAUUAUUUGGAGAUUGUAUUGAAAAAUGCCGUCGCGCAUUCGACAAACUCAAUAUCAAAUUCGACAUCGAUUUGAACGAGUCGUCAGUGCCGAAUUGGCGCGACGUCAUGGACUCGGUGUUUUUGAUCUACAAGAAGGGCGUCCUCAAACGCGAGUAG